This is a messenger RNA of Arvicanthis niloticus (Nile rat), 449 nucleotides long. Its product is annotated as beta-defensin 4-like. Gene Ontology annotation, cellular component: extracellular region. Lineage: Eukaryota; Metazoa; Chordata; Mammalia; Rodentia; Muridae. Gene Ontology annotation, molecular function: chemoattractant activity; CCR6 chemokine receptor binding. The record is from RefSeq and is a predicted model, not a curated record. Gene Ontology annotation, biological process: defense response to bacterium; cell chemotaxis.
GCACCUCACCAGCUUCAGUCAUGAGGAUCCAUUUCCUUCUCUUCUCAUUCCUCCUGGUGCUGCUGUCUCCACUUGCAGCCUUUACCCAAAGAAUCAACAAUCCAAUAACAUGCAUGAACAAUGGAGGCAUAUGCUGGGGACCAUGCGCUCGUGGUUUUCGACAGAUUGGCAAUUGUGGCUUUUCUAAAUUCAGAUGCUGCAAGAUAAAACAGAUAAAAAGACCAAGAACCAGUGAGACAAAUAAAUCGCCAGAAUUUGCUCUUCCAUGAAGAUGCACAAAAUAAACCAAAUUAAUGUUCUUUGAUUACCUUCUCUAACUCCAGUUCCAGGAGACACAGCGGCAUCUUUUGACCUUAUGGCAACCAUUUACGCAGUACAUACAGAAAAAAUAUCAUACAAAUAAAUUAAUAAUAGUAGUAAUAAUUAUAAUUUUAAAAAUAGAGUCAUUG